Messenger RNA from Anneissia japonica, 4334 nucleotides. RefSeq names its product Fanconi anemia group I protein-like. Lineage: Eukaryota; Metazoa; Echinodermata; Crinoidea; Comatulida; Comatulidae. The transcript has 33 exons. Gene Ontology annotation, molecular function: DNA polymerase binding. The record is from RefSeq and is a predicted model, not a curated record. Gene Ontology annotation, biological process: DNA repair. Bases 151 to 4149 code for a protein of 1332 amino acids.
AUUAGACCAAAAUGACGACCGAUUUCUACUUCCGCGCGAAAUCUGAAGAGUUGACAGUAUAAAAAUAACAAUCCCUGGUAUAAUAACACAUUCAUAUAGCGUGGUAAAUUUUUAACAUUUCUGUAAGACAUAUGAAGAUACUAUAACAAGAUGGAUCAGAAAAUAGUUAACCUCUAUGAAUGCGGUAGAUUUGAAAACCUUACCAAACAGGUCACCUCCUUGAUUGACACUCAGAAGAUAUCAGAGAUGUUAACAAGACGGGUGAUUGGAACGGCAGGUGAUCCCAUCUCCCUGUUGAGGGCGCUGUUGAGAGGCUGUGAUAAGGACGACAAUGGGAUGAAAGCAAGACACCUUAUUUUUACAGCUAGUGUUAAAUUGUUGCAAGAUUCAGCUGUUAAUAUCAGGGUUGCAACAGAUGUCAUCGGCUUUCUCUUAGUAGAGACCGACAAGCUUUCUAGCAGUAGCCUUGCAGAAUUAUCUGAUGUUUACAUCGAAGCUGUAAAAAGUAAAGAGCCAGCAAGCGGAAGGGCUUUUGAAUUAUUACCCAAGAUCUUAUCAACACUUGCUGCAAGGGAUAAUGUUAUACAUGGGAACAGCAACAUGUCUGGGUCAAAGUUCAAGGAUCGUGUCCUGAACAACUUGUGUUCUAGCAGGUGGGAACCACAUUGUAUCCUACCAUUGACUUCAAUAUUCAGGGAAAUCCCCAUGAUGAGUGAACAGUUGGCAUUUGUAAUUAAGAAGGUCAUUAGGGGACUCCCCACUAUGAAUUUGCAGGAAGUACCACCCCUAAUCUACCAACUACUUGUAUUGACAACAAGGGGUCAUAAGGAUUUAGUGCUGCAAGGAAUCCUUAACUUCUUUAACAACAUUGAGAAGCAAGAUAAAAUGGAAGAAAGUGAAGACAUAUUCAGUGUGUCAACAGUGACCAAUGAAAGCAUUCAGCACACUGAAGGCACUGUCAUCGUACAUGUGACAUUUGCAGUUAGACAGAACCAGCCUCUAGGCAAAGAGUUGGUCCGAAUCUUAAAGGAUAGACAACAAGGUGAUCCGAGUGCUGUGCUUCAACCGUUCACCACUGCACUCAUUCUAGCCAUCUCCAGGAUACAUACGUUCACUGAACAGAUGAUCACAAUUUUGAAGACUUCUAUAUUUAGAUGCUACAAGGAUAUUGAAAAACACAACGAAUCCAAGUUUAUUGAAGAAAUUGCAUCAAAAAUUCCAGACAUUGACGCAGACAUAUUGAGUAUUGUUAAAAACAGUUCAAUGGGCUGGGACCAUGUAACUCAAGGUCUGAUCGAGCUUGGUUUCUCUCUAAUGGAGUCGUACGGACCAAAAUCAGCAUUUGGUGGCCGAGUAGCUGUACAACAGCCAACAGCCAUACUGACCCCAACCCAGAAGGCCUGCCAGCUUGGACUCUCCAUUCUACAGGAGAUUUUUAAAAUGCAAGAAGCUGCGAGACAGGAUGUCCUUGAGCAAGUUCUUAACCACUUGAUCACUAGCUCUGUGCAUCCAGUGUAUCAUUACUUAAAGUUGUUGUCCAACAUCAUUCAUGCCUCGCCACAGUCAGCAUUAGACUUCCAAAUGAAGAUUCGUGAAACAUUUGAUUAUCUGACGCAACUUCCGUUAGAGACUGCCGAGGGCUUACUGGUUGCGAUUCAGCCGCUGGUUAAAGUCAGCAUCACGUUGAAGGAUGCUCUAAUGCUUAUGCUCCGCAAGGCCCUGUUUUCAAGGCAAGUUGAAGGGAGGAAACUUGCUGCGACUGGGUAUCUGCUGAUUCUAAAGAACUUCAAAGUGUAUGGUAGUCUACCGUCCAGUCAGUGCAGUCAAAUAGCCUGUUCGUCAUCUCAGGUGUUUGUCGACGUCCACCAGAAGGGAUCACCCGACUACGAGGCCAUUGUCUGCUCGGAGAUCCUGGGAAGCUUACGGCGGAGUUUUAACCAGCAAGCUGAUGUCAAAUUGAUCCUUUAUGAGGGUUUGUACGAAGCUCUUUCCAACAACUCAAAGUUGAAAGGUGAAAUCUUAGAAAUGUUGUCAAAUCAGUUGGAGAAAUAUUAUGUAGAUGAUAGCGAGGUUCUCCCACCCAUCAAAUUGGAGCCAUGCAUCGCUGAACAAGGGGACAAAGUCUAUAUCACUGAACCAGUGACACAUCUUUUGAUGGCAUUGGGUCAAAGUUUAUUGUUUUGCAAGAGACGAGGUCAGGAAGACGAGGAGGAAAAUGUAAAUGUUGAGAAACUUGUGGAUAAAUUGGACGGCGUUUUAAAGUCGUUAGCUACGAGAAUGAUCAGUAGCGAGAUGGAAGACUUUGAACUUGAUAAGUCAGCAGAUUACUCAAUGGAUCAUGGGGUCGGAGUUCGUAACAACAUAUUUGCGAUACUUGUCCUUGGUAUAUACGAAGUUCUUAUGGAGUAUGUGAUUGGCAAUGGAGAUUAUAGUUCAACACGAUGUGAACAGUUGCUUCAGCUAUAUAAAAAUUAUUCCACACUGUCUGGUGUGCUGAAAGAGAAGACUGAAGCAAAGAAAGGAAAAGAUACUGCAAGGAGUCUACUAUCAAUAAAAUUUGUCACAGAGGCUAUGAGGGCACUCUUCAGUUUAAACAGUCCUUCGCAUGAUGAGGGGUUGACAAGCCUGAGACAAAAUACGGACUUUGUUCAACACAUGCUUUUAGUGACGCAACAAAAGAUACAUCAAGUUGACACUAAAGGGCAGUGUGAUUGCCCCGAGGGGACGAACAAAGACAAGGUCUUCAUUUACUGUUCAACAUUAGCUAGAGUCUUCCUACAGCAAGUUAUAACACCAACUAUUGAGAACCAAAAGAAAGACAAGAGCAAGUCAGUUUCACAACAAUGCUUGGAGUCGCUGACUACCAUCAUACAUAUCGUAUGCACAAGAUAUCCAAGUAAGAUCCGAGAGUUCCUUGACCUCGUGGACGUUGAAUGUGACAAAGUUGAUGACAACGUACAAGAGCAAAUCCAUGCUUACAUCAAGAAAUUUCAGCGUUUGCUGAUUUCUUUUCUGACAAUUGAAGACGACGAUGCGAACUUGAAAGAUGCAGUGAAUGUGUGUACAAUAAUUUCUUUUCUUGCCCGACUUCUUGAUGCAGAGCGGCCUCAGUUUACAGAGCUGUAUUCAUGGUUGCUACGUGUCUGUGCAGAAAACAAUCCAGAUGACGUUGUUUUGACAAAAGCUCUGAUAUCACUGCUGCUUAGUCUCACAACUCGCAUCAAGAGCGGCGUUAAACUGACUCGCGACAUCUCACAAGAUAUUCACAGCCAGCUUGGCGACAUCGAUGAAGAUGUUGAAGUAGACAACAAAACAAACUUUGCCAUUAUCAACCCAAGAACAGCUGCUCCAUCUGUCUUUCUUUUGGUUAUUUCACACAUAGAGAAUGCUCUGGAAGAAGCUGAUUGGAUCUUAGGUCAAAUGAUGUCACAGCUCUCUAGUGUUGACGUUAGUGACCCAGAUAUGCAAGCUUUGUUCACCAAUUACGAGGACAAGGAGAACAUGAUAUGUGUUCGACUUGGCUUCCUCAUCAACUCGUAUCAUGAGCUUGUCCAAUCAGUCAUUCCUGUUGGUCAGUCAAUCGAAGCUCUUCUGAAGUCAUUGAUACAUACUUACACUACUUUGAAACAGCUGUGCAAAUAUUAUUUGAGUGUUUAUGAAAAGGAGAAUGGACACUUUUGUGACAAGUUCCCAAAGUUGAUCAAACUGUCAGGAACCCACCUGACUCAACAGGUGUAUGCUUUGAUCACCUACAUACAGGCUGCACAAUCUGAACAACUUCAACCAGGUGACACAAAAGCCACCGAAAAGGCGAAACGGAAGAAAAAUAAUAAAGAAGUGAAAGUGGACGCGAAGACGAAGAACGCACAGAAAGUUUUGCGCGGUUCGCGUUCCAUACCAAAUCUGAUCUACUCAAUCGAACAAUAUGAGCGCAUCUUGAUCAAACUCGGAAAGAGGGCAAAGGUAAAUUUGAUGGAGCACGUCAAAUUGAGCACGUCACGUGAUUUCCGGAUUAAUUUCGCAGUCGUAGAGGCAUCCCUGGACGCUUCAUCAGACGAACAGUUAUCUGAAGAUAAUGAAAGUGAACAAGAAGAAAAAGAAGAACCAAAAAAGAAAAAAAUUAAACGAACUAAGGACGGGAAAAAAUGAUAGGCCUUAAAUUCUUACUAGUAAAGUAUGCUACAAGCGCCCGCCUGAACAAUUGUUGCUGUAUUUUGUUUACAUACUAUUAAGGUCUACUAUGUAAACGGGCGUUAGCCUGAGUUUACAGUGAUUAUGUUAUAAUAAAAUCGCCAUGAAAUAUAUUUCAUAUUUUAUAUGCUUUUUAAAUACCA